Pelmatolapia mariae (spotted tilapia) is the source of this 7936-nucleotide messenger RNA. It is a transcript of the gene atxn1l, whose product is annotated as ataxin 1-like. Gene Ontology annotation, cellular component: nucleus. Gene Ontology annotation, biological process: anatomical structure development; regulation of DNA-templated transcription. The transcript has 3 exons. The coding region runs from base 231 to 2750 and encodes 839 amino acids. The record is from RefSeq and is a predicted model, not a curated record. Gene Ontology annotation, molecular function: RNA binding; protein binding. NCBI's taxonomy places the organism in Eukaryota, Metazoa, Chordata, Actinopteri, Cichliformes, Cichlidae.
UGCUGGCCUUCGAAAUGGGCUUGACUCCUGAGCCUUGAUUACUUCAAUUGUCCCCUCCGAAUAUCAACUUUUUAAUAAAGAAACUCCUGUUCGCGAUGACAUUUGGAGGUGGUUUGGUAGAUGAGGUGAACCAGGUGAUUUCAGAACUGGUUCCUGUGCGGGCUGACUGGCUUGCAAGUUUCAGUUCCUGUGCAGUACAAUAAAGCUACUGGCUUUGUCUGAGGAUAGCAAUGAAACCAGCUCAGGAGCGUAAUCAGGAGUGCCUGCCUCCUAAGAAAAGGGAUCUCCCAAUAAGUAACAGCAGCAGUGGAGCUGGAGGGACAGUGGGAGGUGGGGUUCCAGUUGGAGGGGCUAACAGCGGAGCUGGCAGUGCUGCUGGUGGUAUUGCAGAAGAGGAAGUGGUUUCCAUCCAGAAUUGUGGAUCCAGCAGUGAAACUCAGGGAGGGACCCCCUCUGGAGAGUGGCUGCGAGCUCAGCCAGGGCUUCAUUAUGGAGUGGAUAAUUCUGACAGCAUACCAGCAGUGCCCGUUGACCAGUACAGUAUGCUCUACAAAGUGGCCCUUCCAUCUGCUACCUACUCACCUACCAGUUUACACCCAGUGUUAAGCCACAUUUCUCCAGCCUAUACUGUACACUCUCCCCUCCUGCAGCAUCAUCCUGGCAUUCCCUAUCCCCCUCUUGGUUAUGCACAGAUCCCUCAUUCUUCUCUCCAGUUUGUCAGUUCCCCUUAUGCAGCAGUACCUUACGCGCUCCCCCCUGGUUUUGUCCCAGGAUCAUUAAUCUCUCCCUCAGGGACCAUCCCGCAGCCCCAUGCUGUGUCCCACCUUGUUCCCUACCCAUCUGUCAUACAAGAAGGUGUUGUUUCUCCACCUCCUCAGGCACAGGUGGCUGCUCAUACCUUUGCCAAAGUUGCAGCUUCCAGUGGUGUCUCACUGAUGCUGCCCUCAGAGCAAGCUGCCCAGCAGCACCUUGGUACUGUUGGAGUCCUGCCUGCAACAGAGCUUAGCUCCCGAGGGAUGCCCGUCUUCUGCCACCCUCAGGGAGCAAGGGGUGCCACUGCUGUCAGAGACUGCCACAGUUCCCAGCAGGAGAAUGAAUUGGAGGUGAAUGGAGGGGACAAAGAGCAGGGAGCCAGAGAGGUUGUACCAGACUCGGUCUACACUGCCAGAAAUGCACGUCUACCACAGGUUGCAUCCAGCUCAGCAUCACAGGAGCACAGCCAAGACAAAGUCCUGCAGAACCGAAGACUGGAAGAGAGAAGUUCUCCUGGUCAGCGCAGCACUCCGGACAGUGACCUGGAGGUGCAGCAGGUGGUUGGGCGUUUGGUUUCCUCUAACCAAAGUGUUAUCGGAGCACGGAAAGAAGUCUCCUUUGCUCCCUUGAACCUCUCUCAGGGUGGCCACAGAGCCAGAGAUGUCCACGGAGAGAGUCCAGGUGUAAUUUCCAGCCGAACGGCGUAUGCGGCGCAGAACGCAAGUUACAGUGAUCACAGAGUCACCGCCCUCCAGCAGCAAGCAGGACAGCCGGGCCACGCUGUCAUGCUUGCCAAUGGGCAACCGGUACUUAUUCCCUUGGAGUGUCAUCCGCAUCAGCAACCACAGCAACACUACCCGGGACAGGCUAAUGAUGCCUCAGCCAGCCAUGCCUCUACCACCAUGGCCUCCCCUAGCCCAAGCUUUAAAGCCUCUGAUUCUUCAGCCAGAGUGUGCCUCUCCGAAAGGGUGGAGCCAAUCACAGCUCAGCAGCAGCCUCUCCCGCAGCCUCCAGUCCAGCUUACAGCAGAUGCGACUCAGGCCUUAACUUCAAGCCUUGCUCCCGCACCGGCUCCUUGCAACCCAUCGCACUUCAUGAAGGGGGCAAUUAUUCAGCUGGCUACUGGGGAGCUGAAGCGUGUGGAGGACCUGCAGACUCAGGAUUUUGUACGUAGCGCCGAAGUGAGCGGAGGGCUUAAAAUCGACUCCAGCUUGGUGAUGGACAUCCGCGCCAGCCAGCAGAGACCCGGUCUGGUGUCACUUCAUUUUACUGUGGGGGAGCAGCAGAGCAAAGUGACCAUCGAUGUGCCCCCGGAGCACCCUUUCUUUGUCUUUGGCCAGGGAUGGUCAUCUUGCAGCCCCGAACGCACGGCCCAGCUCUACGGCUUGGCCUGCCAUCAUCUACAAGUUGGUGACAUGUGUGUGUCCAUCACCCUGCAGCAGCAGCCACCGCUUCCUCCACAACAACAGAAGCAACCACAGCACCAUCAUUCACAAACGCAACAACAACAAAACCUGUCCAGGACUAUAAGCAAAGCCAAUGCUACAUCAGGACCUGGUCACCAGCUAAUGGGGCCUCCAGCCCCUCAGCAGUCACGGCCGCCAUCUCAUUUCAGGUUGGACCGCAUUCACAGAGAAAGACAGAAGGAUGGAGAGAAAGAUUUGGCCGAUAAAGAGGAAGCCACACAGCUGGGGGCUGUAGGCCGCACUGAGUCGCCCAUCAGACCAAGUAGGACCUCAGGAGAGCAUCCAAGGAGCCAGAGCAGUUACCACUUGCACACAGAAGGCUCUGCUUUUGCAGAGGCAGGGAUGGGAGCAAUGCAGGCUGCACUAGGUGCCUCACAGAGGCGCUGGUCCUCGCCUGGCCUCCGAAGAUACAGUAUGAAGGGAGACGAAGGGCCACGCCCUCAGAUAAUCAGCUCCAGCCACACAAGGCCUUCUUUCAUCCCACAGGAGGUCAAACUGUCCAUUGAGGGGCGCUCUAAUGCAGGGAAGUAGCAUCACAUUUGGUAGCAACUAUAGAUGAGACUGCCACAAGUAAGAAUGAGUCUGACAAGGAGAGAAAGAGGAAAAAAAGAGUGUGAAUGUACCCUCAGAAUGUUUGAGAUUUUGCACACCUAAAAUAUACAAAAAAAAUGACCAGAUCUUUGUCUGUCUGGUGAGAAGUUUGAUUUUGUUCGAAUGCCACUCAGCCAAAAGAUGCAGACCUUUCGGUCUCCAGCCAGCUGAGUUCAUGGGAGGGGGGGGGGGGGCAUGAAAAGUGGAGUAGAAAGUAUGUAGCUGAAGAAAUGCCUACCAUAGAGUCCUUAUACGCUGCAUUUCUCUUCCUCCCUCCCUCCUCCGUCUCCACUUCCUCUUAACCAUACUUGGAGGUUUCCAUUGCAUUCAAAACACUCUAGUUUCCUUUUUGACCAGACCGUCUCUUCAGAAGAACACAGACUACAGAAAAAGAAUACAUGUGUAUCGCAGUGAAACUACCAACUCUGCAGGUCGUGAUCUAUUAGAAAGAUCACCGCCAGGGAUCUUUAAUCUGCUUCACUGCUAAGAUCCUAUUUCUAUGAAAAGCACCCCCCCCCCCCCCCCCAAAAAAAAAAAAAAAAUAGAGUAGAGUUGCUGAUAUCAGCAGCUCCUUUGGUGAUGUUGGCACUGUUGAUGCUGUCAGUGUAUGUUACAUUAUUCUUCUCCUGCAGGAGUCUGAAACUUCUGCUGUCAGCAGAGAUACUCUCUCCCCUCUCUCAUUUCUGCAAAGAUCUCGUCUCAGGCCAAGUGUGGUAUGUCCCACUUGUCUUACACUGAAAUAGUGAUAAAUCAAUCAGCUUGUUUGUUCAGCAAUCAAUUUCUCCUUCUCCAAAAGCCAUUCACCAUCAUGCUCUCAGAUUUAGGUUGAUGGCUCCAACGUAGAUUUACAGAAAUAAUAAGUGAUGUCACGCAUUCCACUAUUAACUUUCCCCCAUGUAGGGAAUCAUUUUACUUCUCUCUUCACUUCCUCAUCACCCAAACUGGUCGAGACAGAUGGCCACGCCCCUCAGCUGGGUUUUGUCAGGCUUCUUCUCACUACUGUCACCAAGUCCUUGCUCAUAGGAAUUUGUUGCACGACCUUUUACAUUAGUUAAAUGAUUUAAUUUCCCUUCCAAAGUCAUGGCCUCCUCUCCUCAGUUUACCUCAGAGCUUUCACAACCAGACUGGGGAAUUUAGUUUUCUCUUGUGAACUUUGUAAUUAAGGAGGAGGCACCGGCUGGUCAUCACUAAAGCCACCUGUGGGAAUGCGCCAGCAAGGUGUUUCCCUUUUUACUUUGCUGGCUGCACUGCCACCUACAGCCCAGGAGCCCGGAGUUGGAGGGUGUAGUAGUUUUUUCUGUAUAUGAGUGGAGCCGUGAUGUUCUAAACUUGACUUGCUCAGUAACCAGAUUAAAGCAAUAGUUAUUUUUAUGCUAUGUGGCUUUACUGAUCCGUAUUGCCCUCUCCCAGGAACUUCUUGUGGGGCGUGGUAAAUCUCGAUAAAUGUGCAGUGUGAGAUCUCACCCUCUCAUCCCUUGACUCCCAAAGGCGAUGCACUCUUUUUAGUGCUCAUUUUCAUUAAUUUAGCAAUCCUGCACAAACAAAGCCUUUGGAUAUUUUCUCAAGAAGUCAUUGUCCGAACCUGGAUUUCUCACUUCACUGAUGUUUUUUUAAUUUUUUUAAUGGAUUUACUGAAGUGCACAUCCAAGAGAUGCCCGGCUCUAAUGAAAUCACAAUCAUCAUCAACUUUUUUUUUAACCUUUAAAGUGUACGUUUUGCAUUGAUACUAGGGUGUCCUUUAUCCAGUGGUUCCUAAGAUUGUCUUGUGUUGCACAUAGCAGAUGUCACAUUUAUUUCAUACUGACCUUUAAAUAGGAAUCACAGUACAGUAGUUUAUUUUUUUAAUGAAGGGAAUAGGUUUAAAGUAUCGUUGUUGGGGUUUUGUGGCGAGAGGAAAAAAAAAACUGACUUGCGUUUCUAAAUCUGUUUACAAAUUAGCCGACAUAAAUGCUGCAGUUUCUUCCUUUGUCUUUCUUACAGGAGAAAAAAAAAGAAUCCAAAAAGAGUGUAAUUAAAAAUAAGUGCAAUUAGACCAUACAUAAAAUCGUAAUCAGACGACAUUCCUCAUUCAGACAUUCCCAUCAGAAAGUACUUCUUUUGCCAUAGAUAUCUGGACUUACCUUUGGCAAGUUACUUAGGAAUAUUUCAUGUAUCUUUUAAUUCGACGUGUUCAGACAGCAGCAUCAGUUGUGUGGUUGUUAUUGUCAUGUCUGGCUGAAGUGUCUGUGCUGUUAUGGACUAGUUUGUUUGUGAGGUCCAGACACUGUUGUGUGUUUCCCUUAUAUCCUCGUGAUUCACUGAACUUCUAUCAGCAGAUAGAAGGGGUCAUGAGAUUGAGCCUGAGCAGUUUUAAAGGAUGGGUUCACAUUUUUCUUUCUCUCAUGCACACAUAUUACUUAUUCCUCCUAUCCAUUCUUGCUUGUAUAAAGAUUCCCUCAAAGCUACAGCGGUCUUUCAAUGCAGUGUUGUGUAACAGUAAUAUUGAGCUUCAGGAGUCAUAUGGCAAAGUCGCACAUUAAAAUCACUUUUAGAAGUUUAAAAUGUAACAGUCGUGCCAUAUCUAUAAAAAUAAUAAUUUAGUUUAUUGCGUGUGCAGUUUCUUUCCGAAAAGUAUUAACAAUUGUAGGGAUGUGGAAAACAAAACCUGUAACUAUAACUGUUAGACAGUUAUUUGAUAUUAUCAAGUGUGUAUUAAUAAUAUGUCAGUAUUUCUUUUCUUUCUUUAAAAAAAAAAAAAAGGUUAUCCUAACACCCGCAUAUCAUGCUUGUUGGAGAUACACAUUAUGAUUUGUGAAAGUCAGACUCCUGAAGACGUCAAGUUGUGGAGAAGGACCGAAAGAGUGAGACUGUGGGUACACGCAGUAGAGAUGAGCUUCUUCUAAAGAGUGCUGGGGCUCAGCCUUUAGAGACAGGGUGAGGAGUUUGGUUUUUUAGAAAGGGCACAGAGUAGAGCUGCUACUCAUCGACGCUGAAAGGACGAAGUUCAGGUUGUUCGGACAUGUGGUCAAGAUGUCUCCUGCAUUCUUGGUAAGGUCCAGGUGUGUCCUACUCGGAAAACCCUUACUGUCCUUCCAGAAGAGCUGGCCAGGGAGAGCCAAGUCUGGAUGUCUCUGUUUUGCCUGCUGCCCUCACAUCCCACUUAAGUGUCAGUGUAGGCCUGAAAUGAAUCUUUUUACAGCCGGUGUGGACAGGAGGAAAGAUUUCAACUAAUAACUCUGUCAGACUUGAUAUGGACAGGUUAGUCAAACUAGCAAACAUGUGAACCCAGACUUUUUUUUUUCUUUUUUUUUUUAUAUCUGAUCAUCUGAUUGGAGUUUUUCAUCCUGUAAGCAAUAUACACAAUACCUGAAAACAUUUCACGUAGUCUUCUCUAUGCAGUAACCUCAGUAUUGUACCCUUCAUUGUCUUAAGUACGGCUCUCUGAAGCAGCGGGGCAGGUCGGCGGAUGCAGUCGUUUUACGCUAAUUUUUGCUUUAAAUGACUCUUCUAAUAGGAAUCUAAGCAGUGUUUUGCUUUACCACUUUGUAUUUUAUGCUCAGUGAUUCUCAUCGAUGUUUAUUGUCCUGCGACGCCACACACUUUGCCAAAUAGCAAUGCAUUCGUCCUGCGUUACCAUGGCACGAUUGCUGCUUCAGCAUUAUGUGUAAGGUCAGAAUUCAAUUGACGACAUUUAAAUGGUGCGAGCAGUGCCACCUGUGACUUUUCUUUUCCCCCUCUGCUUUUGGGAAGUAUCCACUCAAAUAAAGAUGUCUAAUGAUCCACAUCACUGAUCGUCUGUUGCUGUAAGUAAUUGCACUAAAUGUCCUCCAUUACAGUGUUUGAAAUCUGUUGGUAGUUUGAAGAGUUUCAAAAUGUAAAGCACACAAAAAAAUCACGGAGAAAUCACAGGUUGUGCGUUUCUGUAGAUAGCUGUAUUUUUUGUAUAGAUAGCUUCGAUGAUGCUUGUCGUUAAUGCCUUAAAUUCUGCUUUGUACAAUGUGUGAAAUUUAAACGAUGCUCCAGGUAGGCUCAGCGUCCCCGUUUCAGGUUGAAUAAGAGUGAAUCAGAAAUGACAAACAUUCAUAUUUAGAUGUCUCAAAGGUUGACUGUGGGCUUUCUUUGGGACAUGAACGUUUUGGUUUGGUUUAAUUUUUCUUUUUAAACUCAUUUCCUAUUCCGUUUUUAGUUUUUAAUAGAUUCUUUAGGCUCAUAUUUAACAUUUAGAUCCUUUAUCAUUUUUUUCCCAAUAUGUGGGAAUGGAAAGGAGGCUUUUCUCUGCACUUUUUUUGUACACAAGACAGCAAAAGGAGGGCAAUCUAUUAAUUCCUCACAUGCAUAGACAGAUGCACAGUUGUUUUUAUUGUUGUUGCACAGAAUUUGUAGGGUUUUUUUUCUUUCCUCCUUAGGAAUUAAUGGGUGGUGUUUGGUGUUUUGUGCUCUGACAGUCUGAACAGCAGAGGCGGGUUUGGAUAAGUGAGAAAGGCUGCAUAAAGCCAAAACUUUUCUAUCGGUGGUAAUGUGACUAUUUUUUUUUCUUCAAUGUUUUGUGGCGUUGCUUGAUGGGAUUUCUAUGUGAACUACUUCCUGUUGAUCCAGUAUUGAACUGCAAAGGUGAAUUUAGGACGGUUUUGGUGUCGCUGAUGUCGAAUUAAAUCAGGAGAAAUGAGAACGGUUAAAAGUUUUAAAAAGUCUGUGUAUUUUCAGAUAUGACUUUGUACUAUUUUUUUUUCCUUCUGCACACGGUGACACUGCUUUUUAUGUGACGCAUAACUAAAAACAAAACAAAAAACAGCAUCUUUUUUAAAUGCCUAAAUCUGCAAAAUAUAUGCAAUUAUGUAAAUGUAACAUUCAAUCCUCAAGUAUAAUCCAGGUUGUAUGAACUUUGUAUAGUGAGUUUUAAUAUCGUAUGGCCGUACCAAUAUGUAUUGAUCUUAAUCAGAAGCCUUAGAGUUGUCGACCCAAAGUGCUCCCUUAGAAUACCCUACACCUACCUGACUUUAACAAAGCAUUACUAUCUCUAUUUUGUUGCGUUUUUAUUUGUAUCCUUUUUGAAUAAAAUAGAUUUGUACUGUAUAUUUGUACCUCUCUGUGAACUACUUAGAGCGGUUUUUGGUUUGUUUUUUUUUUGUUUUGAUUUGUUUUGCUGU